AUGAACUACCGUAACCUUCUACUACUAACCCUUCUCACCGUAGUAGCAGCCAAAACUGUCAAGAAUGGCAAUACCUACAAAGUGAAAAAAGAAAAAUCAGAGCCAAGGCUAUGGCUAGGCCAAUACCUUCGUAUCAUGACGUUCAAUACCUGGAAUAUGGGGGUCUAUAUUAAUGAUGGUCUAGAGAAGAUAGCCAAACAUAUUGCACUGAAUGACCCGGAUGUGGUUGGUUUGCAAGUAAGAAGUUUUGAUCAAAAAUGGCAUUUUCAUACCUAAAAAAUGUUUAAAAUUUUUCAAAAUUUGUUGAAAAACGUUCUUUAGACGAUUUUGAAACGUUUGAAAAAUUGGAAGAUUAGUGGAAAAUUUGUAAUGUAAUUUCCACUGAAAAUCUUCCACCGAACUUCCACAUCUAAAAUGUCUUAAAAAUGCGUUUUUAAGCCAUUUUAAGCAUUUUUAGAAGUGGAAGUCAAGUGGAAGAUUUUCAGUGCAAUAUACAUUGAAAAUCUUCCACCAAACUUCCACUUCCAAAAAGUGUUAAAAACUCAUUUUUAAGCGUUUUUAAGACAUUUGGAAAAUAGAAGUUGAGUGGAAGAUUUUCAGUGCAAAAUACAUUACAAAUCUCCCACUCAAAUUCCACUUUUUCAAACUUUGUAAUUAGAUACUUUUUGACCAUUCUUAUAAAAUAAAAUGAUUUUAUUAAUCAAGUUAGUGUAAAAUACGUCAUCUUAUGUUUUGUUACAUUGCAGGAAGUCAGAAGUCGAGAACAAAUUGAAUCCGUAACCAAGUUUUUGAAUCGAGAUCGCCGCUACAAAUGGUCUUACAUCUUUGAUGACGGACAUGAUUGUGGUGUUAUUACUAAAUACUCGGUAUGUUUAUAUAUGUGUAGGAAGCUAAAGUUAAUGCUAAAACAGGGACUGGGGCUGGGCUGGGCUGGCUGGACUGGGCUGGGCUAGGCUGGAUUGGGCUGGGCUGGACAGAGUUUUUCUGGGCUGGUUUGGUUUGCUCUAUACUGAACUGAACUAAGCUGGGCUGUGAUCUGGGGAAUUGAGUUAGGAUCUGCUUGUCUGGGCUUGGCUGGGCUUGGCUUGGUUUGGCUUAGCUUAGCUUAGCUUAGCUUAGCUUAGCUUAGCUUAGCUUAGCUUAUCUUAGCUUAGCUUGGCUUUGCUUGGCUUGGCUUGGCUUGGCUUGGCUUGGCUUGGCUGGGCUUGGCUUGGCUUGGCUGGGCUGGGCUGGGCUGGGCUGGGCUGGGCUGGGCUUGGCUAGGCUUGGUUUGGCUUGGCCGGGCUGGGCUGGGCUUGUUGGGCUGGGUUGAGCUUGGCUUGGCUGGAUUUGACUUAGCUAGUAAAUUUAUAACAAGAACUUUCUUUCCAGUUCAACGAGACUUCGCUAACCACCCUAUAUGCUGGCAUUGGAGUUCAAGUGAACAUUGACAAUAAAAGGAAAGUGUUCAUCUGGUCGUUACACAUGGACUACAUUGAUUACGGACCAUAUGCUAUGAUGUACCGUCAGACCAAGGACAUUAGUACUGUCGAGUACGGCGAGUGUCAUGCUUGGUGGAGUACGUAAAUUGAAAAAUAUUUGUAAAAUACUGGCUGGGCUGGACUGGGCUGUCCUACUUUUUUAGUUGUUCAAAUAAUGCUGAGCCCCUAAUCCAACAAAUUUUCUUCGUGAAGUAGCUCAGACUUUUUUGAACAACCGAAAAUAAUAGCUGACUUGAGCUGUUGGCUUGUUCAAAAAAUCUGAGCCACCAACCCUACUAAUCUGCUUUAACAAGUAGCUCAGAAUUAUUUGAACAACUAAAUAUUACUAUCUACUACUUAAAAAACAAAACAACUUUCUUUCCAGACCGCUGCAACAACGCCAAAGAGCUGAUCAACAGUGAGCCAUUCAAAUCAGCCUUGGCUAGAUCUGAUACUGAACCAGUAUUUGUGGUCGGCGACUUCAACGCUCCUUCUCAUCUCGACUACACUGAGGAGGCUAAGUAAGAUUUUUUUUAAAUUUUGAAAAAAUGAUUACGAAAUCCCUUUUUUAUCGUUUUAAAGUAAAAAAAGAACAUUUUUCUUGUUUUCCAUUGAUAAACAGCCAAAUUUGCAAGAUUUUUAAAAUUGGAAGUUGAGUGGAAGAUUUGUAACGUAAUUUGCACUGAAAAUCUUCCACCCAACCUUCAUUUUUAAAAUGGCUUAAAAUGGCCUAAGAACACGUUUUUGAGCAUUUUUGGAAGUGGAAUGUCGAAUAUUCCGAUUAAAAUAUUCGGAUAAAACAAUAUAAAGAGCAACUGAAAUAGAUAAGAAACUGAUCGAGAUUAAGGCUUUGAGAGAAGGAGCCCCGGUAGCUUAAUAGGUAGAGCAUUCGUCCGGUAAACGAAGGAUGCAGGGUUCGACUCCUGCCUGGGCCACUUUUUCCCUCAUAGUCUGAUAUCUCUUUAAAAUUCUACAGGAAGUUGAGUGGAAGAUUUGCAAUGUAUUUUGCACUGAAAAUCUUUCACUUUACUUCCACUUCCAAAAAGUGUUAAAAAGUCAUUUUUAAGUCAUUAUAAGACAUUUUGAAAAUGGAAGUUAAGUGGAAGAUUUUCAGUGCAAAAUACAUUACAAAUAUUCCACUGAACUUCCAUUUUUUAUUUAUUGUCAUUAAGCCUUUUUUAUGACCAGACACAAUAAAAAAAUCAACUUUUUAAUUAAAAAAUCUUGGUCAAAAACCUUUAAAAGUGCAAACACACCCUACUCAUUAAUCUUCAGACACAUUCACAACGGCUGGGUAUACGCCUGGCCUGGCACUUCAAUUCUUCAAAAUACGACCGGUCUUAUUGACUCAUUCCGCGAACUCUACCCGGAUCCAGUGAAAUACCCUGGCACUUCAUGGUCUACAGUCAACCAGUUCAUUGGUGGAUGGAACUACACUAUUCCUGAGCCUCAGGACCGUAUCGACUAUAUCAUGUACAAGUCUGGUGGACUGAAGACAGUCCGAAGUGAACGGUACGCUGGGGACUAUAAGCCGUACCCGAAUUCUGUUGAUGAUAAUGAUUGGCCUUCGGAUCACUUUGCUUAUAUUUCUGAUUUUAAGGGAUUCUAG
Molecule: messenger RNA, 3069 nt
Organism: Bursaphelenchus okinawaensis
Lineage: Eukaryota; Metazoa; Nematoda; Chromadorea; Rhabditida; Aphelenchoididae
Source: the annotation of a GenBank genome assembly